Messenger RNA from Stomoxys calcitrans (stable fly), 1335 nucleotides. RefSeq lists its product as uncharacterized. The record is from RefSeq and is a predicted model, not a curated record. The coding region runs from base 1 to 1335 and encodes 444 amino acids. The transcript has a single exon. NCBI's taxonomy places the organism in Eukaryota, Metazoa, Arthropoda, Insecta, Diptera, Muscidae.
AUGACCAGAGUUAUACUGGCAUAUCUUAAUUCAAAUGGGGGAGAGUUGUCUUCACUUCUUAAAUUGCAACCCUAUCCCAACUAUCAGUGGAGCAAUCCAACAAACAAUGGUUACUUCUAUCCCGAGUAUUGGCGAAAUUUGCACCGCAAAAAGGUUGUUGUCUAUGCUGAGCAAUCCAUACCAGGCGUUUUUCUUUUCAAGGAUUCCAAGGGAAAUAUCCAGUACAGCGGCCAUUUGGGUAAACUAAUUGCAUUGUUUGUCCAGCACUAUAAUGCAACAAUGCAGCCCUAUCAAACACCCAAGGUUGAUAAGUCUACAUUUUAUACCAACAUCAAAGAGUUGAUGGAACAACAACUCAUCGAUUUGCCCAUGAUUACCGAUAGCGGUCUCGAUAAUGGUGUAGAUGAAAAAUGGCACCGCAAAUCCGACUGCAUAGAGAUAACACAGAUCAAACUAAUGGUACCUUGUCCCAGUCCUCGUAGCAUACUUGAAAUCUAUCCUCUGCUAUUGAAUCUGGAUUUCAUUGGCAUCCUUAUUAUUGGCACUGUUGUCUUUUCGUUUACCCAUUCAUUGUUCGAUUGGAUCUUUGGAGAAAUGGUGCAACCUUGGAGCUUUCUAUUGGAUGACAAGGGUUUGCCAAGUUUAUUGGGACAAUCCUUUGCGGCCAGGGUAUCUCCUAGAUUAUCUCUAAAGAUUUUAUACCUCAUAAUGUUUUUCGCUGGCCUGUAUACUUAUAUGCGUUUUGGAGCAAAAAUGAAGACACUCUUCACCAAACCACCCUAUCACAGACACAUAGAAAACUUUGAGGAGCUGAACAGAUCACCGGUGACAAUAAUGAUACCGGAAACUGUCUUUGACGAACUACCCCAUCCCAUAGAGAAGUUGAUGCUAACACAGGAUAAUGCCUUUUUUCAGGAAAUGCGUCUAAGUCUGAAUACCUCCUAUGGGUACAUUACUGCCCUAAGCACAUGGCAGAUGUUGAAGCAAGUGCAGCGGGGCAUCUCCCAUAAAAUGUUUUGUAUCUACGACAAUCUAACAAUCAGAUCUCCCAAACUAAUGUCCUUUCGUCUACAGAGAAAUUCGGUAUAUAAAGAACCCUUGGAUGCGCUUAUUCAUCGCGUACAUGACGCGGGUCUAAUGCAAGCCUGGUAUUCACAGACCUUUGCAGAUAUGUUGAGACAAAAGGAAAUUAAAUUUAAAUAUUGCACUGACAUCGUAGGGGCAUCCGCUCUAAAAGUUGGCGAUUUAAGUUGGUUAUGGAUAAUAUUGGCCAUGGGUUGGCUGUUUGACACUUUGGUAUUUUUUGUGGAAAUUUUAAUAGGACGUUAUGUUUGA